GGGGUUUAAGUACCAGUGCGGGAGAUCCACCUCGAGAAGGCCCUCUUCAAAUUUACGGCGGCGGUAAGGGGAAGCGGACGCGAGCGGCGGCACCGCCGGGCCCACCGACUCCAGCCUUCGGCGGCCUCCGCCACUUCCCGGAGCUAGCGAAGCCACACAAACCCACCUCCGCCAUGGAUUACGAACGAAUCGAGAAGCCUUUUCAUCCGGGCGGUGGGCUUUCUCCCAGCAAGCUUCGAGCGAUGCUUUUGGGAGUGGAGAAGAAGAGGAAAGAAGAGGAGGAGAUGGAGUCCAAGUUCUCGUUGAGAUCUGCAGCAGUUGCUGCUGAUAUUGAUGACUCUUGUGGUAGUGUUUCGGAUGAUUGCAAGGAUGUGGACAUGGUGAGCUCCCUCCCUGAAUGCUCUACUUCGUUGGAAACAAUGACGGGUCACAGAUUUACAGAUCAAAGCCUAUCGAGCUCCAGGAUUAGAUCUCAAGUGGAAGAUUCUUUUGAUUCAGACGGUGUGUCAUCUGCCUUCGAAUUCCACAAGGGUGAACGCGCUCCCCAUCGGUCGGCUCUCGUGCCGCCAUUCUCAAAACCGGCGCCUUCGAAAUGGGAUGAUGCACAGAAAUGGAUUGCGAGCCCCAAUUUGAACCGCCCUUAUAAAGCUAGUGCAGUGCAAUCAAAGAAAACAGAGAAGUUUGGUUAUGGUAGCCGGCAAUCUUUGACGAAGGUGGUUGUGGAGAUUACAGAGGAUGCAGACACUAAGAGGAUUGAUCCAAGCCAAGAAAAGAGAGGAUUUGGUGGGCAGAAGGCUGUGAAUUCGAUUCCCAACUCUUACCAGGUGGUGGAUUCAUGUGCCAAGCCUGGGAUUAUUGUUGAGAAAGUUGCAGAUCCAGCAGUUUCUCUUAGUCGUCAUGAUUCAUCUACAUUACCUCAGACUGCUACCACCCUUAUUACUCCCCCAUCGACAGUUAGGUCGGUGUCUAUGAGAGAUAUGGGCACAGAAAUGACUCCCAUUGCUAGCCAAGAGCCCUCUCGGACAGGAACCCCUGUGAGAGCCUCAACACCAACACGCAGCCCUACUUCUUCUCGAUCAUCAACCCCGCAGAGGGGUGCACCAAAUUCAAACAUUGUUGCAAACAUUACUGGUUCAUCUGACGGCCACAGGGAUGGCAACAAUGGGCUGAGUGAAAAGGAGUUGCAAAUGAAAACUAGAAGAGAGAUAAUGAUUCUUGGCGCACAGCUAGGUAAGACUAACAUUGCUGCAUGGGCAAGCAAAGAAGAAGAGGAAAAGGAUGCAUCUGUUUCUCUCAAGAUUCUUCCAGUUGACCGAUCAAAAAGUGUUACUGAGAUGCGUGCAGCAGCCUGGGAGGAGGCAGAGAUAGCCAAGUAUCAGGCCAGGUUUAAACGGGAAGAAAUCAAAAUCCAAGCAUGGGAAAAUCACCAGAAAGCAGAAACUGAAGCUGAAAUGAGGAAAAUUGAGAGACAUACUGAAGGGACAGUGCAUAAGCUUACAUGGAGGAUAGUUGUUACUUGCUCACUGUUGAAGUGGAGAGGAUGAGAGCUCGUGCACAUGAUAAGCUUAUGAACAAGCUAGCAGCUGCAAAGCAUAAAGCUGAGGAAAUGCGUGCAGCAGCAGAGACCAGAAAAAACCAACAAGCUGCAAGGACAGCUCAACAAGCAGAGUACAUCAGAAGAACUGGCGACAUUCCUUCCUCAUUUUCUUGCUGGAAUUGGUGCUCUUAAUUCUGUUUCAUUGCAGCUGCUGCAACUGGUAUGUCUAAAUAUUCCAGAAUUCUUGUUAAUCUAGUGGUUUUGUUGCAAAAUUUCAUGUCAGGGCCCACGGUGCAUCCUUCAGAUAUUUGUACUGCAAACCAUUUGGUUCACCUGUGACGAGGAGCACCAAUUUGUUUCAGUGCUAGCCUUUUGGUUCACCUCCAUGUAAAGUGAAUUGUCAAAUUUUCUUUUACCAACUGCCUUGAGUGUUGCUCCAUUUUUCAUGGAGACAUUGUUGUCAUCCAGUAUAUAUCUGUUUCUGAAUACAUGCGAGAAGCUCACAGAGCACAUUAAGAUUUAA
Molecule: messenger RNA, 2060 nt
Organism: Elaeis guineensis (African oil palm)
Lineage: Eukaryota; Viridiplantae; Streptophyta; Magnoliopsida; Arecales; Arecaceae
Source: RefSeq, a predicted model, not a curated record